Molecule: messenger RNA, 223 nt
Organism: Lactuca virosa
Lineage: Eukaryota; Viridiplantae; Streptophyta; Magnoliopsida; Asterales; Asteraceae
Source: the annotation of a GenBank genome assembly
UGCUCAUCCAACAAUGUCAGGUUGCAGAGGAAAGAGUUCAUUGCCGGAGCUGGUGGGGAUGACCGGAAGAUCUGCAUCGGUGACGAUUGAAAGAGAGAAUCCACUUGUCGACGCAAUUGUAUUACUGGACGGAACUCCGACGACUAGGGAUUUCCGGUGUGACCGUGUGUGGGUGUGGGUAAAUUCUGGUGGUGUCGUCAUUCGAUCUCCUCGAAUUGGCUAA